AUUCGGGACAGAACUCAAACGGGCCACAUACUUGGAGAUCCUUGGAAAAGGGAUCCAGUGAUCACACCAGAGAGGGAGUUGUCUCCAGCUGCCCUAAUUCUGAUUCGCUUGCUCACUCAUUUGGCAUUGCUUCUGGGAGCCUCAAAUGAUGUCCAGUCUGUCUUGCAGAUCAUAAAGCCACGGGUUCAGGAUCCAGUAAACUUCUUGCUGCUGCAUAUUAAUAAAGACUUAGAGCAGCUGAUGAAUACUCUUGGGAAGACUGCUGAUGAAACCACUAAUGUCAUCCAUCUCAUUCUGUGUAGCCUUUCCAAGGACCAACAUGCAGGACAAUGGCCAGUACGUUUUGACAGUCAGCUUUCCACGAAGCAGUACAGAAACAAUUGGGAAGAAAGUGUUGCACGCACCAUUAUUCUACCUGAACUAAAGCUUUUGGAUAAAGCACUUCUGGACUUGAAUAAACAAAUCAGUGAAGAUGAAAGGCUUUCUUCCAACCCUGUAGUGAAAAUAAUUUAUGGGGACCCCACAGUCUUUCUAUCCCGUCUUCCUAAGGACAAUACUAUAUACUCCUCUCGGAUAUGGAGUUGCAAGAAGAGGAUCUCAGUCGAGCAUCUGGCUCACAUUGUCCAACUGAAAGGUGGCAAGGAUACUGUGCCCAUCUUGCAGAAAUUUUUGCAAAAGGAAGCUGAAUUGAGGCAGGUGAAAUUUCUGCCAGAAAUUCUUGCUCUGCAGAAAGACUUGGUGAAGAGAUUUCAGAACAUCUCAGAAAUUGAGCAUCGCACAAUUGAAGAUUUUCUCAGCAGUUUUUCCUCAGGAGGUGUCAAAUUACUAAUGAAAGGCAGAGUGGAAAAAUUUCUGGAUGUGUGGAACAAGCUAAGAUUAUCCAUAGAAACAAAUGGUCAAAUUAAGCUUCCUAAAGAUUAUUGCAGUUUGGACCGCACUGUGAAAGAUCCAUUUGAAAUCCUUUUGCCUCGUCGGAGAGGUCUAGGCCUUUGUGCCACAUCAUUGGUCAGCUACCUCAUUCAGUUGCACAAUGAUUUCGUCAACACCAUAGCAAACGAUUCAACGAAUGCCAAUAGAUACUCUGUCAGCCUUGCUGAAGUGGCCGAUCUGCACAUGAUCAGUUACGAAGUAGAAAAGGAUUUGAUCCCAGUCAUCCUGUCCAACUGCCAGUAUAGCGUGCAGAAAGGAGGAGAGGCCCUGCAGGAAUUUGACCUGGAAAAAAUCGAACAGCAAGUUGUCAGUAGAUUCCUACAAGGGAAGCCCAGGAUCACAUUGCAGGGCAUACCCACACUGAUACACAGAUGUGACCAAAACUAUGAGCAUCUGUUCAGCAAUAUCAAGACAAAGCUGAAAACUCAGAGCUCUCUUUCAAGUUCUAAAAUGGGCAUGAUCAGAGGGGACUUGGUGUCGUACACUGACAUCUGUGAUGCAUUUUCGGUCACUGAAAUUAUUUUAAGAUUCUUGGCUACAACUGGAGGUGACUCACAUAUGACUUUGACUGAUUACACUGAAAAUGUCCUGCGGAUGAGCAAUCAGAUAAGUCUUCCAGUGAUGAAGGCACUGAGCCGAUGUCAGCUAAAGCACGCCAUUUCAUUGUGGCAGCUCCUUUCUAGUCAUAAAUCAGAACAGCUGCUGCAUUUGAAAAAGGAUCCUUUUGGAGAGAUCAGCGCAGACUAUAAAGAGGAACUCACAGUGGAUAAUAUCGAUCUUCUCAAAGCUUUCCUCACCCAGACAGCGCUGGAGUCCUUCCUUCAAGAGUUGCAUGAAAUGAUCAUGCUGAAAUUGAAACAUGCCAGAACUGGAGAAGAGUACAGUCCUACAUGGAGCCUGAAAGAAGCAUUUAUUCCAUAUCUUGAAGGAAAAGGUAGCAGUGAGCUUCAGGACUUGGAUGAUAUGUUCCCAGAAGAUAUCCAGGUUUCCCAGUGUAUCGCUGCCUGGAAAAUAGCUGCUACUCUUAAACGGGGUGGAUGCGGUCCAGGAAAUUAAUCCAGACACUUUUCCACUGUUCCUCACUCUUCAUUGAUGAGCAGAGCAGUGUAUUUAAUUGUUGGUUUUUCUUUAUACUUGUAC
This is a messenger RNA of Protobothrops mucrosquamatus (brown spotted pit viper), 2070 nucleotides long. Its product is annotated as E3 ubiquitin-protein ligase RNF213-like. Lineage: Eukaryota; Metazoa; Chordata; Lepidosauria; Squamata; Viperidae. Bases 241 to 1986 code for a protein of 581 amino acids. Gene Ontology annotation, biological process: sprouting angiogenesis; negative regulation of non-canonical Wnt signaling pathway; ubiquitin-dependent protein catabolic process. The record is from RefSeq and is a predicted model, not a curated record. The transcript is spliced from 13 exons. Gene Ontology annotation, molecular function: ubiquitin-protein transferase activity; ATP hydrolysis activity. Gene Ontology annotation, cellular component: membrane; nucleolus; cytosol.